Fusarium poae is the source of this 576-nucleotide messenger RNA. RefSeq lists its product as uncharacterized. Gene Ontology annotation, molecular function: protein binding. Lineage: Eukaryota; Fungi; Ascomycota; Sordariomycetes; Hypocreales; Nectriaceae. The record is from RefSeq and is a predicted model, not a curated record. The transcript has a single exon. Gene Ontology annotation, biological process: endonucleolytic cleavage in ITS1 to separate SSU-rRNA from 5.8S rRNA and LSU-rRNA from tricistronic rRNA transcript (SSU-rRNA, 5.8S rRNA, LSU-rRNA); ribosomal large subunit biogenesis; ribosome biogenesis. Gene Ontology annotation, cellular component: nucleus; nucleolus; preribosome, large subunit precursor. Bases 1 to 576 code for a protein of 191 amino acids.
AUGUCACUCCCAAGCUCCAAGCCCAAGCUGCCCGUCGCAGUCGAAAAGCCCACACCAUACACUUUCGACCUUGGCAAUCUCCUCGCAGAGGACCCCAACCCAGUGACCCUCGACCGUGAGAACCUUGAGCAGUCCCUCGCCGAACUCGCCCGUGAUGGCGCUCAGUCUCUUAUCAACCAGUUUCUCACCACAUGCCCUCUCAGCUCUACAUCCGAGGGCGUCCUGCUCACCCUCCCAGCGCCGAGCACCCGCCUGCCCCGUGAGAAGCCCGUCCCCCAGGCCAAGGCUCCUACCAAGUGGGAACGAUUCGCCGCCAAGAAGGGCAUCAAGCCCAAGACACGCGAGCAGCGCCGUAACCUUGCUUUCGACGAGCAGACUGGCGAGUGGCAGCGCAAGUGGGGAUACAAGGCCCUAAACAAGAAGGGCGAGGACUGGCCCAUCAUCGAGGUCGACAUGGAGGCCGAGAAGAAGAGAAAGGAAGGUACCACCAUCCGUGGCGAUGGCCGAAGAGAGCGCAAGGAGAAAGUCAAGCGUAACGAACGCUUGAUGCGCAAGAACAGGGGUAUCCCCAAAUAA